CGUUGAUUGUUUGUUGUGUAAUGACGAGAAAGCAGCCGAUAUAGCACAUUGCUUUGUCAGCUAUUGGGGAUAAGCAUUGUUCAUGGACAAGAAAUAGCCAGAUAACAAGAUGAGGAUCGCUUGUCUAGUUUAGACCAAUUGAAGAAAGUGAAAAUUGUCAUAGCAUAAGGUUCGAUUUUCCGUGAAACCAUGGAAGAAGUGAAGAUGGAACCUGAUAAUUCAGGAAGCCAAAACACUAUCAGACCAAAUGGGUCUGACUGUGACCCUGUUCAUGGCUCGAGUCAGAGUGCAGAGGGGGUUAGUUUAGAGAAGAAUGAUGGAUAUGAGUCUGUAGAAACCAAGAGUGAAGGUGAAGAGGCAGUAUCUGAAAAAACGGGGAAGUUCCAUGUUGACAAGUCCUUGAUUCCGGCUGCUCAGCUCAAUGAUAUCCAGGAAUUCUCGGAACUUGAAGGCUUAGGGCUGGAUGUCUUUAACCAGGAGGACUUUGAACAAGGUGUGAUGGCCCAGGUAGACCAGGUGUUAGCUGCAGAAGAGGAAGAAAGGAAACAGAAAAUCAUUGAGAAGCAAAUGAAAGCAGUGGAAGAUGAUAUCAAGUUGGUCAAGCAGGAAAUGCUGGACAUUGAGAGAAUUUUGACCAGCCUCAGCGGUGGUCAGUCUGACUACACCAAGCGAAGAAUUGACUCUGUUCGCAGACAAAAGGAGAACAAGAUCAGUCAUAUGAAGACACUGCAGGCCAAAAAGAAGUCACUUCUUCGUAAGUUACCUGGAGCGUCAACAGAGGAGGAGGGUGAAGACUGUGAAAAUUUCGACUUAAACCAGGUAUUGGGUCUAACGGCUGGACCUUCCAAGGAAACUGAGCGUGAAAAGAUGAUACGUCUUGGUGAAAUGACACCUUUUGGGACAGUCGUAUCGAAACCUACCUCUUCAUCAACCAAGAAAUCUUCAUCCUUAUCGUUAUCACAGAAGUCUUCAUUUGAUCAAUUCUUCAUAGACAAGGAUCAUUCCAGGAUAUCUCAGAAUAAACCGGCAGCCAAAGUUCAGUCCGAAUUAAAUAGAAAACUGGAAAGAAUGAAAGCAAGUCUGUCAGAGGACUCUAAAAAAUCUGAAAAGAAAAAGAAGCAAGAAAAAUCUACCUCAGAUGAAGAUAAAAAACCAGGCAAAUCAAAGUCAAAACGAAAAAAUCUGUUUGGCGAAAGAGACAAAAGACAUUCUAGCGACGAAUAUCAGCCAAACGAACAAGAAUUAGCCAUGAACAGCGAUCUGAGCGACCAAGAAAUUAGAGAGCAAAUAAAGAAAAAGAACAAAAGUCCAAAAAAAGGUUUUGGCCGACCCAAAAAGCCUCCUAAAUAUCAUGAAACUGACAGCGACUCGGACGAUGCAGGAACACCUCAGAAAAAGCGAUUUAGUAGUGAAGUAAGAAUAAAAAAGGUCAUAGACGAUGGAUGUGAAGACGACUACGAUGACAGAAUGAGAGAAUUCAAUAAAGCAGAAAGAGAGAGGAUGCAAAGAGUGGAGAACAAAGAGGAGAGCGAUGAGGAAGACGAAGAACUGGAGGGAGGCCUACGGGUACCAGGGCGUAUCUGGUCAAAACUAUUCAAGUACCAGCAGACAGGUGUGAGUUGGUUGUGGGAGCUUCAUGGUCAGCAAGCAGGCGGCAUUGUUGGGGAUGAAAUGGGACUUGGCAAGACUAUAGAGAUGAUCGCCUUUCUGGCCGCACUCAGGCAUAGCAGACUUAAAGAUAAAAAUUUCUCAUACCAGGGUCUUGGCCCAACAAUCAUCGUCUGUCCCACUACUGUGAUGUACCAGUGGGUCAAGGAGUUCCAUACCUGGUGGCCAUUGUUCCGAGUGGCCAUUCUGCACUCCUCUGGCUCCUACACCUGUUCAGAGGCGGAGCUUGUGCGGAGUAUCGUGAAGGAUCGCGGAGUGCUGAUCACCUCCUUCAACACAUUUGUCAUCCACCAGGCGCUGCUCAUUAAAUAUAACUGGCACUAUGUGGUUCUGGACGAGGGCCACAAGAUCCGCAACCCAGACGCACAGGUCACAGUUGCUGUGAAGCAGUUUCGGACUUACCACAGAAUCAUUCUGUCUGGUUCCCCGAUACAGAACAACUUGAAGGAGUUAUGGUCCCUGUUUGACUUCGUGUUUCCAGGGAAACUUGGCACCUUACCAGAUUUUAUGGCCCACUUCUCUGUACCUAUUGUACAGGGGGGCUACUCCAAUGCUUCAGAAGUACAGGUGAUGACGGCGUACAAGUGUGCUUGUGUACUGAGAGAUACCAUCAACCCGUACCUUCUGAGGCGCAUGAAGGCUGACGUAAAAAUAGACCUUCCCAACAAGAAUGAGCAGGUACUGUUCUGCCGAUUAACAGAUGAACAGCGACAGGUAUACAUGGAGUACUUACAGUCCCGCGAGUGUCAGGCCAUCCUUUCUGGCAAGUUCCAGGUGUUUGCUGGUCUGAUUACCCUGAGGAAGAUCUGUAACCAUCCCGACCUGUGUACAGGUGGGCCUCGUCUCUACAUCGGAGAGGAGCCUGGGGAGGAUGUCGACCUUCAGUUUGGCUAUAAGGGUCGAUCUGGGAAGAUGAUUGUUGUGGAGUCGCUACUGAGACUGUGGAAGAAACAAGGACACAAGGCUCUGUUCUUCUCCCAGAGUAGGGCUCUGCUGGACAUCAUGGAGAAAUUUGUUCAGAAGGAGGGCUAUAACUACCUUAGGAUGGAUGGAGGGACGGCCAUCUCAGGGAGACAAAGUCUGAUCAACAGGUUCAACAAGGACAACUCCAUCUACCUGUUUCUGUUGACAACGAGAGUGGGUGGGCUCGGUGUGAACCUGAUCGGUGCCAAUCGUGUGAUCAUUUUCGACCCAGACUGGAAUCCCAGUACCGACACCCAGGCAAGAGAGAGAACAUGGAGGAUUGGUCAGGAACGGCAGGUGACCAUCUACCGUCUGGUGACCACGGGUACGAUAGAGGAGAAAAUCUACCACAGACAAAUCUUCAAGCAGUUCCUUACCAAUCGCGUGCUAAAGGACCCAAAGCAGAGACGAUUCUUCAAGUCCAAUGACCUAUAUGAACUGUUUGAGCUGGGGAAUGCUGAUGGUCGAGAACAGACAGAAACAGGGGCUCUGUUUGCUGGUACAGGGUCAGAGGUCAAGGUCAGUUCUCUGAUGUCUCAGAGCAAGAGCAGGGUCAAGGAUGAUCGGGUCAAAAAGAGCUCUAAGGUCAGCAAAAACAGAUUUGAUGUUAUGCUAGAAGAAAAAGAAAGAGAAAAGAAGGAACAAGAAAGGAGAAAGGAAGAAGAGGAGCGAGAGAGAAGAGAAAUGGAGGUGAGGAUGGAGAGUGGAGACAGUGAAGAUGAGGUGGAAGGAAUGUACGCCCUGGCUGAAAAGAUACGACAAGAGAUCAAACAAGAGGAGGAGGAGGAAGGCGGAUCAGGAGCAUCUGAUUGGUCGGUAAAGAAUCGUGGAGGGAGAACUAGUAGCACAGAGGAGGUCACAGUAAAGAGAGAACCAAGCUUUGAUAACAUUGACUCCAAGCCUAAUAGUUCAGGGUCUGAUUCUAGACCUGGUAGUGGCUCCGGACCAGGUCCUGCUGACCAAAAUGGAAAUCCUGACAACAGAGGGGGACAGGCCCAGUCGCAGAUCUUGGAACAGAUACUCAAAAGAAAGCAUGAUCUCCAGAAAAAGUUUGGUACCGAUGGAACCCAUAGAACGCAUAGGGACAGAGAAAGUGGUAGGGAAAAACAUCGUAAUGAGGAGGAGGAAGCUACAUCAACCUCCGCUUCAUCCUCUCACAGAAAACACAGACACAAGGAGCACGGUGAGGAAGGCACACAUUCACAAGGACUUGAUGAGGAUCACAAGAGGAGACACAAGAAACAUGGACACAAGGAGCACAGAGAGGGAGCGUCACACUCACAAGGACUUGAUGAGGAUCACAAGAGGAGACACAAACACAGACACAAAGAUGACAGAAAAGGUUCCGGUGACGAGGAAAGGCACCACCACGGCAGGCGGAAACAUAAAAAGAGGAAACACAGGGAUGCAAAGUUUGAGGGUGAAAGGAUUCCGAAUUUGGUCAAACUGGAUGAAUACAAGACAGAGCUAUCAAAGGAAAAGGAAGAGGAUGGAAAGAGGAUGGAUGAUUAUGUUCUGAAAACCUUGUUCAAGAAAACAGGAAUACAGAGUGCACUGAAGCACGACGUGAUCAUGGACUCCAGCAAACACGAUUACAUGAUUGUAGAGGUGGAAGCUGACCGUGUUGCCAAGGAAGCCAUGAAGGCCUUGAAAAGGUCAAGGUCACAGUGCUCCUCUGCAAUCUCCGGUGUGCCAACUUGGACAGGCCAAUCUGGGGCUAUCAAAAAGCCGAGAUUUGGACUGAAGAAGAACAGUCUAUUGAUCGAAAAAUCCACAAAACCUGAUGCAUCAAAACCUGUGCAACUGAAGAAAUCAGAAAGCAGUGGAUCUUCCAGCACCGCGACAUCGAGCACAGCGACAUCGAGUACAGCGACAUCAGGUCCUCCGUCUAAGCACCACUUUGACGGUUCACUUGCUGGAAAUGUUGUGAAGGACAUUGCAACAGGCAGCUCUGAAGCAUCUAUGAUGACCUCGGGCGAACUGCUCAGCAGGAUGCGACAACGAAACGAGGGCACACAGGAAAAAACAGAGGAUGGAGAAGAUGCUGGGACUGCCGCAGAUCCCGAAGCGUUCAAACUUAUCACAGACAUUCGCAAUUUCAUCAUGUUUGAGUGUGACCUGAUCGGAGAGGCAACGACCGAUGAAAUUUUGACAGAAUUCGGACCAAAACUGCCUAAAGCAGAUUCGGUGAAAUUCAAGGCCAUGCUUCAGGAAAUAUGUGACUACGAUAAGAAGCAUGGGGUUGGAUGCUGGAGAGUUAGAAAUGAGUUCAGAUAGUUUCUGUGUUAACCGAGAUGAAAGUGUCCGAGUACCAGGUAAAUGGCAAUAUGUUUUUUUUUUACUUUUUUUGAGUGGAGAAAGUGGAUCCUCUUUAAUGAACACCAAUUCUAAAAUAAGCUCCCAGUGAUACAGCAAGUGGUAAAAGAAAAAAGAAAACUUCAACAUUAAUGUAAGUUGUAACCAAUGAGGAAUUAUUACUGAAAUGGGGAACACAUACUCAACUUACAGCUAUAUGCUGUUUGAGGGGGGCUAACGAGGGUGAGCCAAACUAAAAAGGGUGCACCACUUUCUUGUAUAAAUGGGAGUGAAUAUGUGUUUUGAAUCUGAUUUUAUUGUUUAAAAUGUAAGAAUUUGAGUGUUAAAGUAUUAGUUAUUUUAAUGCAGGUGUAAAAAUGUGUCCUAGACAAAAAGGCAGCAGUGUGUUGUUUUAGGAUGAAUGAUGUUUUCUGUUUCUUUAUUAACCUGUGUAUGUAUUUAUAAAGAAUCCCUAGUCUUAGGCAUUACAGACAGAAAGAAGGAAUCAUGCUUUUUGUAAUUUUAUCACUGCUUUUAGAGGCUAGAUUCAAUGAAGUAUAACAUUUGGGUUUGAAAAUGUAUGACAAUAUUUCAUAUUUAUGUAUUUGAAAACAAACAAUUGUGUGCAAUAAGAAAUAUGUGUAUGUUAAAAAUUCCAGUUCAUUAGUGAUCCUGCUAGCUAUCAUAGCCAUUAAAAUACCACUUUCCUUCAAUUACGGGUGAUACAAUUCUUGUUCAAAAAUCAUAUGUAAGCUGUCAUGUUGUACGUUUCAAUUUUUAUACCUGUUAUAUACAUAUUUCCAUUCAUUAAACCUGCAGGGAAAACAAAUCGGGAAUCAGGCUAGUAAUUUUCACCUUGAGCAAUCAUUUAUCAAUUACCUUUUGAUAUAUUUUCUCUAUUUCUAUUUGGAUAAGUAUCCUUAUAAGUGUGAGUUGAAUAUCUAUAAAUUCUGUAAAAUGGAAAUUUCCCGUCCAAGCCAGUUAGCUAUAGGCUUUGUCCUAUAUUUAGAUAUAGCAUUCAAAUAACAAUGAUAAUUGACCAUAUACAUUGUAUAUGUAAAGUAAUGCAUAUUCAUGAUGCUAGUUUCAUCAUUUACCUUAGUUUAAUUUGUCAAGGGAUGCUAUGCACUUCAGGUAUGUAUACAUAUAACCAGCUGACCUCCUCACUACAGGUCAGAGGUCAGCGCUACAACCGUCUCAUUUUUCAGGGAAAAAAUUCAACAGUAGCAAAAAUAAGUCGGGAUACCUUUGUACUUUAGAGAACACUAAAAUGUGCCUAAUAAAUCUAUAUAAUUUUUGUUUUUGUAUAAUGUAUAUUAAUAUACAUUCCAAACUGUGUUUAUGAAACGUUGCUUUGUUAAAAAGUGAAGUCGUAUAACUUAUUGCUGUCUUUUUGUAAAUUAUUCGUUAUUGUAUCAACAGAAGAAUCUACAUUAAUAUGAAAAUUUUUGACUGAUAAAGUUUUAAGAUUGAGCUUUUGCUCUAGCACAAGAUGAAACAGGAAAGAUUUCACAAAGUUACCUGAAAGUUUAUACAUAUCUUAUCCACUGUAUACUGUUUAUAGAGUUUUUUGGUGACUUUAUAAUUUGGUACAUUUAUAUUUCAAAAGGUUAUAAAAUUUUGGUGGAAUUUUAAAAUAUGGAUUCUUCUUCAGGAUUGCUUCUUGUAUAUAAGAUAAUAUAAAGAUGCCUGUCUUUUAAUUACAAAAUAGAAAAUGAUUUAUAACUUGCUAAGUUUUAGAAAAGUUGUCCAUUAACAGGAAAUUGACUUGUUUUGGUGGUUAUCUUAUUUUUGUGCUUUUAUACAGAAUCGGGUAUUUCUGUUUUGGUUUUCAGUGCUUUAUUUUUCAUUUCAGGAUAUUCUUGCUUUUAUAAACUAGGAAAGUGCUGAUAAUUUAAUGCAAAAGAAAAAUUUCCCUACCACUUUGUCUGUCCCUAUCCAAAAUCCAAAUACAAUGAUCAAAACAGCAUAUUUUUUAUAAUCUAAGGUUAUUUCUGUUCUGUCACGAUAAUCCUUGUUUUCCUGCAAAAAAUUGCUCAACAGCAUUUAAUGAUCACUGAUCAUGAGGUUUCAAAGAAGAAAUUGAUAAAUAAAGGUUUUUUAC
This is a messenger RNA of Mizuhopecten yessoensis (Yesso scallop), 7030 nucleotides long. RefSeq names its product DNA excision repair protein ERCC-6-like. The record is from RefSeq and is a predicted model, not a curated record. Lineage: Eukaryota; Metazoa; Mollusca; Bivalvia; Pectinida; Pectinidae. Gene Ontology annotation, molecular function: ATP-dependent chromatin remodeler activity; ATP binding. The coding region runs from base 190 to 4908 and encodes 1572 amino acids. The transcript is spliced from 23 exons. Gene Ontology annotation, biological process: transcription-coupled nucleotide-excision repair. Gene Ontology annotation, cellular component: nucleus.